Molecule: messenger RNA, 1206 nt
Organism: Clavispora lusitaniae ATCC 42720
Lineage: Eukaryota; Fungi; Ascomycota; Pichiomycetes; Serinales; Metschnikowiaceae
Gene: CHT4
Product: putative chitinase
Biological process (GO): carbohydrate metabolic process; chitin catabolic process
Cellular component (GO): extracellular region
Molecular function (GO): chitin binding; chitinase activity
Source: RefSeq, a predicted model, not a curated record
AUGUCUCUGAGGCUUAGUGUGAACCAUGCAGAAUCCAGGAAGCGGCCGCGCAAACUACCCCAGAUUUUGCUUGUCGUGCUUCUUCUUGGUUUUUCGCUAGUGACAUUGGGCGUGACAGUGCUUCUUUUUGCCCACGUGAGAACUCCAACAUCGACUAUGGGCUACAUCAAAGGUGUGUAUUACUCCAAUUGGUCAGUGUAUGGCCCGAAACAUUUUCCUUCGCAUUUGGACUCAGAUCACCUUACGCAUGUCUUUUAUGCGUUUCUUAAAGUCGAUGCGGAAACAGGCGCAGCCCUUUUCACAGACCCAUGGGCAGAUGUCGAAAUGCCUGUCGACGGAAAAAGUGGAGCUGUGGGCGCGUUGAAUCACUUGAGAGAGCAAAAUCCAAAACUCAGUAUUGUUGCUUCUGUGGGCGGUUGGGGUACAGCAGCCAUGUUCCAGGUGUUAGCCGGAGAUCGGAGGAAAAGAUUGCAAUUUAUAUUCACAGCCCUUGAUUUGGUUACAACUCACAAGUUCGACGGCUUGGAUAUUGACUGGGAAUAUCCAUCUUCGCCGGAUGAAGGACAGCAGUUGGCGGAAUUGCUUCGGGAAUUGCGCCACGCAAUGGACAAUGUGGACCGGAGUCUCAUUCUAACUGUGGCAAGUCCUUCUAGCCAGGAGCAUUUGGCCAAUUAUCCACUCGGGCGCAUGGACAGGUACUUGUCCUUUUGGAACGUCAUGUGCUACGAUUUUUCUGGCCAAGGCUGGUCGGAGAAAACGGGCCAUCAUGCCAAUUUGUAUGGAGAUAAUGGCAAUAAUGGCCUCAGCGCCUCUGCGGCCAUUUCAUACUAUACUCAAAAGGGAAUACCUCCCAGUAAAUUGGUAUUGGGAAUGCCACUUUAUGCACGUACUUUUUACGAGCCCCAAUCGCUUCGAAUUGGGGUUCCUUUCAACAAAAGCGCCCCUUACGAAUCUGACAUUGUUGAUUACAUUAACAUAACUGACGAAAACGAAGUUUUCGAUGAACUGAGGGUCGGAGCACUCAAGUUUGAUCCAUCGAAAAAGCUACUCUAUUCUUACGACAAUCCGCAAUGUGCAAGAGAAAAGGCUCGCUAUGUGGCUCGUAAUGGUCUUGGAGGAGGGUUCUGGUGGGACUCUAAGGGUGAAACCCAAUCACAGCAGCGGCGUUUGAUUCGGGCAUUUGCUCAAGAACUUGAUCGGGAGUAG